This is a messenger RNA of Scedosporium apiospermum, 4143 nucleotides long. RefSeq lists its product as uncharacterized. Gene Ontology annotation, molecular function: ATP hydrolysis activity; ABC-type transporter activity; ATP binding. The record is from RefSeq and is a predicted model, not a curated record. Gene Ontology annotation, cellular component: membrane. The transcript has 14 exons. Gene Ontology annotation, biological process: transmembrane transport. Lineage: Eukaryota; Fungi; Ascomycota; Sordariomycetes; Microascales; Microascaceae. Bases 1 to 4143 code for a protein of 1380 amino acids.
AUGGAUAACUCCAAACCCUCCCCCUCCGAGGCCCCAGUGCCUCCCCCGGCCAUCACUACCACAACCCCUUCCACUCCGCCCACAGCCUCUUUCUCCCUCCCACCUCCGGCCCCGACACCAACCCCAUCACCGGCCGGCGCGUCCCUAAACCCAGGCCCGCUCGCUCCCAAAACCUCCUACACAUCCAUACAAACAACAACGGAGUCCCUCCCGCCAAGCGCCGGGGUCUCCCAGAAACCAUCAUAUGCCUCCCUCGCCUCGACAAAGGGACUCGUGGGGGCUGCGGCCCCGAUAGCUGGAGCCAGUGGGACAACUGCCGCAGUGAAGCCUACCUUGGCGGAUUUACCUGAGAGUCCCAGGUCGCCCAGUUCGUUGAAGAAGUGGGGCGCGAUAUUCAAGGGACCUCAGAGCGCUUCUCAGUCUCAGGCUAGUGUUGCGCCCGCGGGAUCGGCUGGUUCUGGGGCUGGAAUAGCUGCCGCUGCGCCAGCGGUGGCAGUCGGUCCUGGGAAGGUGGAUGAGAAGGUUGUCGCAAAACCGGCCGAGACUAAGAAGGCGCCGACAAAGGUGGAUGAGUAUAAGAAGCGGUUCUUUACUUUUUGGCUCGGCUUCCGAAUGAACUCCCUCCGCAUCUCCGCCAACCUCCGCCUCACCUACCUCACCUCGGUCCUCCCACAACCCAUCUCCAUGCUCGAUGCUUUACCGGCAGGCCGUAUGACAGCUAUCCUCACCAACACAGCCAACACCGUCCAGCUCGGCAUUGGCGAAAAGCUUGGUUCCCUAGUAACGGCCCUAUCUCUUGUCAUAAUCGCCCUUACUAUCGCCUUGUCCCACAGUUGGAAGUUGACUUUAGUGUCCGCUAGCGGAUUGGUCGUGAUUGCCAUCACGUAUGGGACUACGAUGCCGUUCAUGAUUCGGAAGCUGAAGAGCGUCGAGGAGUCGGAUAUGGCCGCUUCGAGUAUAGCGGGGGAGGCGCUAAACUCGGUCAGGAUGGUGGCGGCUUGCGGUGCUGAAGCGAAGAUGGCGGAGAGGUAUGCCGGUUGGGUGAGGGAGUCGAGGAAGAGAGGAGCGGGGAUGGCAAAGAUUGUGGCUAUCCAGCAGGCUAUUGUCUUCUUUACGAUAUAUGCGACAUAUGCGCUUACCUUCUACUUCGCCAUCAAGAUGUAUCUCAACUUUGAGAUACCCAGCGUUGGAACCCUCGUCAUUGUCCUCAUGUGUACAAUGAUGAUCAUCGCCUCUGUCAGCGGCCUAGCUGCGCCCAUCUCGGCAGCAAUUAGAUCUUCAAUAGCCGCCAAAGCUCUCUUCAAUGGCAUCGACAUUCCCAAACCCCAUCUCGGAGGAAAGAAAGCCCCCGAAGUCUCGGCGAGGGGAGACAUCGUGCUCACCAACGUCAAUUUCACGUAUCCCGCGCGCCACGACAGGAAGGUUCUCAUCACAGUCAAUCUCAGGAUUCCUGCGGGCAAGACGACGGCCAUUGUUGGGCCUUCGGGGUCCGGGAAGAGUACGAUUGUGGGGCUAAUUGAGAGAUGGUAUGAGCUUGAUGGGGACUGGAAGACGAACUUAAAGACGUACUACUUCCGAAACGGAAGGAUAACUUGCGGAGGUGUCGACCUGAAAGAAAUGGACCUCCGAUGGUGGCGAUCGCAAAUCGGGCUCGUCCAGCAGGAGCCCUUCCUCUUUAACGACACCAUCCAAAAGAACAUCGAGUACGGUCUCGUCGGAACAAUUUGGGAAGACGCACCUCAAGAGAAGAAAACCACCCUCGUGAAGAAAGCCUGUCGUGAAGCCUUUGCCGAUGAGUUCAUCUCUCGGCUGCCAGAGGGCUUUCAAACUCAAGUGGGAGACGGCGGCAUCAAACUAAGCGGUGGCCAACGCCAACGCCUUGCCAUCGCCCGUGCCCUCAUCCGUAGCCCUAAAAUCCUCAUCCUCGACGAAGCGACGAGCGCAAUCGAUGUGCGCAGUGAACAAAUCGUCCAAGCGGCACUCGAACGGGCAUCCCAAGGCCGCACGACCAUCACUAUCGCCCACCGUCUCUCAACGGUGCGCAAGGCCGACAACAUCGUCGUCUUGGCCAAGGGCAAGGUCGUGCAGCAGGGCACGCAUGAGCAGUUAAUGGCCCAAGUUGGCGGUGCUUAUUGGAAGCUUGCGACGGCGCAGAAGAUGAAUCUUGGGGAGGAUGAGGAUGAGGAGGAUAAGUAUAAGUGGGUGAGGAGUUUGGAGAGGGUCAGUUUGGCGGAGAUGCUGAUUCUGGGGGAUAAGCACAAGAGCAUGGAUCUUAUGGAGUCGGAUGCGACAACUACUAGCGGCGAGACCAAGGAUGGGGGUGAAGGGGAGUAUGUGCCCAAGGGAUUCUUCGGCAGCUUUGGUACCUUGAUUGUUGAGCAGGGUAAGAAGUGGCCUUGGUAUACGGCUCUGCUUUUCGGGGCUCUCAUUGCGGGAGCUUGCACUCCGAUUCAGGCUUUCCUCUUUGCCAAUGCACUCACCGGAUUCUACCUCUGGGGGGAAGCUCUCCGAGCCCACAUCAACUUCUGGUGUCUCAUGUUUACAGCCCUAGCAGGCGCUGUUGGGCUCGGCUAUUGCAUCCUAGGCGGAUCGGCGACAACUCUCGCCUUUAAAAUCACGGCAACUUACCGCAAAGAAUAUUUCAAAAACAUAAUCUCAAAACCAAUCUCCUUCUUCGACACCGACGACCACUCCCCCGGCGCCCUAACCGCCCUCAUCGCCACAGAUCCCUCCCAACUCCAACAGCUCCUCGGCACAAACAUGGGCUUCGCUCUCAUCUCCGUCCUCGCCGUAACGGGCUGCAUCAUCCUUUCCUUCUACUUCGGCUGGAAACUCGCCCUUGCCGCCCUCGGAGGCUCCCUGCCCCUUGUCCUCGCAGCCGGUUUCUACCGCAUCCGGUACGAGUCGAAGUUUGAAAAGACCAACAGGACGGUGUUUGGAGAGAGUGCGAGGUUUUCGACCGAGGCUGUUGGGGCGGCAAGGACGGUGACGGCGUUUACGAUGGAGGAGGGGAUUUUGGAUCGGUAUGAGGAUUUGCUAAAUAGGCAUUUGGAUAAGGCGUGGCACAAGGCAAAGUAUUCGACAUUAGUGUUUGCGGCGAGUGAUGGGAUGCAGCUCUUGUGCAUGGCCUUCAUGCUUUGGUAUGGCGGAAAGCUCCUCGCUGAAGGCGAGUACGUAACCUUCCAGUAUCUCGUCGUCUACAUCGCGGUCAUGCAAGGCGGCAUGGCUGCGGGACAAUGGCUCAGCUACGCGCCUAAUAUCGCACAGGCCACAGCAGCCGCGAAUCGCAUCCUUGCCUCAAGACCCCCGAGACAGGGGACCGUCGAGAAACAAGUCUCCCGGAAGGGCAAGGAUGAGGACAAGAGUUUCGAGGCGGGCGUGGAUAGUGACUCGCAGAGGGGCGUGAGGGUUGAGUUUUUAAACGUCUGGUUCCGGUAUCCCACUAGAGAUGCGCCUGUUCUCAAUGGCCUUAAUCUUACUAUAAAACAAGGGCAAUUUGCUGCUAUCGUAGGGGCUUCCGGAGCCGGGAAAACGAGCAUCGUCUCUCUCCUCGAAAGAUUCUACUCGGUCAACGCCGGUGCCAUAUACCUCAACGACACCGACAUCUCCACCAUCCCCCUCCAAACCUACCGCCAAAGCAUCUCCCUCGUCGCCCAAGAAUCCAACCUCUUCAGCGGCACCAUCCGCGAAAACAUCCUCGCAGGCGUCCCCGACCCGUCCACCAUCUCCGAAUCCACUCUCCACGAAGUCUGCACCUCCGUCGAGAUGCACGACUUCAUCAUCUCCCUCCCCGAAGGCUACGAGACGCGCGUCGGCCAAAAGGGCGUCCUGCUCUCGGGCGGGCAGAGGCAGCGCAUCGCCAUCGCGCGGGCUCUCGUCCGCCGGCCGAAGCUUUUGCUGCUGGAUGAGGCGACGGCGAGUUUGGACUCUGAGGUGGAGAGGGCGAUUCAGAAGGUGUUUGAGAGGAUGAAGGGGGCGAGGACGAUGGUUGUUGUCGCGCAUAGGUUGGCGACGGUGCAGAAUGCUGAUGUUAUCUUCGUGCUCAGUGAGGGUCAGGUUGUUGAGAGGGGGACGCAUGUGGAGUUGCUGGCUAUGAGGGGCGCGUAUCACCGGAUGUGCAUCGCGCAAGCUUUGGACCGAUAG